AGGAGGUAACAUCGCGUGGUACAUGCGGUCGGCACAGUAUCUCAGCAGACUUUGGCCCAAACGCACCGGGCGCGCUCUUCUGCCGCCGCCGCCGUCGUCUGAACUGCACGACGUUCGAUCACACAGACCACGUAUUAUACUGUAAGCGAAUCGUGCUGGAAGAUGGCUUACUGGUGGUUACUGCAGUCAGCAAUGUGGUAUACCACUAUAAUGGUUCUGGCUAAUCCUCUAAUGCCUACCUUAAUCUUUGAGGUUUUGCCCAAGUUGCCAUUACUUAUAAUUCGUCGUUUGGGUACUAUUCCCAUUGAAUCUAUUUAACGGAAUUCAAAUCACCUAUUUAGAUUCUCGACGAAAUUAUGAGUUCAACACCAAUUAACAGUUUAACAGUGGCAGGAAAUUGACCCGGUGGCCUUCUGACUAGCUUGUAUCUGUACAGGCAGUGUCGUUGAAAACUGCAGUCUAACCGAACAGUGUCCGAUCGACGUCCAACACAGCCCGAAUUCAAUUAUGAAUAUUAAGGUGGCCGCGACGUCCAAGUCGGCCGGAUCCCGCCACACCGCCGCCGUAGUCGUUAUCGUAACGGUCAUGUUUAUGGCCCAGUUCGCAGCCGCGCAACAAGUGGCGUUGAAAGCGGGCCGCUUACCGCGCGUUUACAACGCCCUGAUCACCACUGAUCAGCGUCUGUUGCCCAGUCAAGCGGAACCGAUCGUCACGCCCGUAUUCCGUCCGUUCCAGUUCCUCUACGAAUGGCCUGAAGUGAGGUACGCGGCCGUGGAGCCUUAUCCGUCGUUGAAGACGGCCGUGGAGGCGUCUAGUGUCCAAGACGAGUCCCGAUCCGUGGCUGCAGUCGUGAAGAACAACAGGCCGGCGGAUUUGACGGUCGUGAAGAACAACAGGCCGGCAGGCUCUUCGGUGCCGGAUGUACCGCCGCCGCCGCUUCCGGUCGCCCGCGCCCCAGACGCCGCCGUCAAGAAGAGACCGGAAGAGUAUCCGCCUGCGCCGGGUGGUUUCGCUAUUUGAACGUCCGCGCCCCAUCGUCACUCGCCACAAUCAACCACCACCACAAAGGGUUUUUAGUUGACGAGACACAGUCCCUUUCGCUGCCCGUCACACGAUCUUCUAGCGUUCCUGUACAGUCGUGCAAUAAAAUAUAAUAUAUAAUGAUAUUAUUGCGUUAAGUUUUCUGUUCGGUUCGGUUGCAUAUUUUAUUAUAUCACGUAUAUGUUUGGAGAUAUUAUGUCGGCGUUUUUCCGUUUCUCUGCUCCGAACUUUUGCUAAUUUUAAUCAAUUUUCGUCGUCAACAACUUUUAUACGAACACGCGUUUACUAUUUACGUUUAUAACCAUAAUAUGUACAUACGUUUAAUCUAAACCUAUGACGUUAUUCGACAGUUUUUAACACAUUAUUUUGUCUUUAUGUUUAACUUGUGAAUUAUGUAGCAUACGUAAUCAAAAAAUAUAUAAUCAAAAUUAUUUUAGUCACUUUUA
Messenger RNA from Melanaphis sacchari, 1487 nucleotides. RefSeq lists its product as uncharacterized. NCBI's taxonomy places the organism in Eukaryota, Metazoa, Arthropoda, Insecta, Hemiptera, Aphididae. The transcript has 3 exons. The record is from RefSeq and is a predicted model, not a curated record. The coding region runs from base 508 to 1020 and encodes 170 amino acids.